Fusarium keratoplasticum is the source of this 582-nucleotide messenger RNA. RefSeq lists its product as uncharacterized. Bases 1 to 582 code for a protein of 193 amino acids. Gene Ontology annotation, cellular component: mitochondrial matrix. NCBI's taxonomy places the organism in Eukaryota, Fungi, Ascomycota, Sordariomycetes, Hypocreales, Nectriaceae. Gene Ontology annotation, biological process: mitochondrial respiratory chain complex IV assembly. The transcript is spliced from 3 exons. The record is from RefSeq and is a predicted model, not a curated record.
AUGCUGGAUCGUGUCGGAACCCUCAGAGCCGGUAGCCAAUGGGAGCCCCACGAUAUCUCAGGCUUGGGUGAGCAGCUUCGCUAUUUCUCGACACCACCACAAAUCCCUCGACUCCGCCGACUCGCCGACCCGGUCACUACGCGUCGGGAGGACGAUGCUACCGUCGCCUUACCACUAGAGUCCCUCACCCGAACCUCACUCUUUGGAUCCGGGAUCAUGCCACCCGUUCUUCACCCCAAAUCGCGGAUGACGUCGUCGCUCUUCGCAACGACCGUCGCCGCAUGUUUCCUCGUCGUCACGAUGCCGCAUCUACUCCCCUGCCCAGUACCACGGGCCCGAUUCGCCGACGGAGAAAUCAUGGUUGACGAGAACGGCCGGCGGAUGCGAUGGAAGAAGAAGGACAGCACCCCCAAGGUGGAGCACGGCAUUGUGCAGUUCAACGAUGUGUCGGCCGAAGACGUCCAGCAAGGAAAGGACCGAGUGCGGAGGGAGUGUCCUGUGCCGAAGCCUGGAGGCAUGCUUGGCGAGUGGUUGGGUUUCCACAAGGGCGAGGGCGAGAUCGAGACCAGAGCUGGUCGGUGA